Molecule: messenger RNA, 4173 nt
Organism: Eremomyces bilateralis CBS 781.70
Lineage: Eukaryota; Fungi; Ascomycota; Dothideomycetes; Eremomycetales; Eremomycetaceae
Product: diphthamide biosynthesis protein
Exons: 4
Coding region: 1-4173 (1390 amino acids)
Biological process (GO): protein histidyl modification to diphthamide
Molecular function (GO): 2-(3-amino-3-carboxypropyl)histidine synthase activity
Source: RefSeq, a predicted model, not a curated record
AUGGAAUCGGCCCCGGUGUUAUCCACUCCGGAUACUCAGAUUUUUGAUUAUGAUGUCCAGCCGACGGUGGAACGAACUUCACGGCUUUCUGAAGAGCAACUUCGAAUUACCUAUGAUAUCCAACGAACCGUGGCGGAGAUCAGGAGGCGAAGAUGGCAUCGAGUUGCGCUUCAAUUCCCUGAUGCCAUGCUGAAGGAUGCUCCACGAGUAAUUGAUGCUUUGCAAAAAGACCUCUCGCGUCCUCAGCCGGAGACUCUGGAGGAGGUCGAACAGGGAGAGGAUCCACUGGCAUCUCAAGUGGCCAGUCUUUCGAUCGCCGACCCAACCGGUACUGAAGUGAAGCUCUUUAUUCUUGGAGACACGUCUUAUGGCUCAUGCUGCGUCGAUGAAGUUGCAGCAGAGCACUUGGACGCUGAUUCGGUCGUUCAUUAUGGACGAGGAUGUCUAUCCCCCACUGCCCGACUUCCAGUUCUCCAUAUUUUCACCGUUCAACCUCUUAUACUCGAGUCUGUUAUAUCAACGUUCAAGAUGAUUUACCCUGACGCACAGGAAAAGGUCGUUCUGAUGGCUGAUAUGCCGCUCAUGACACACCUGGACAAGAUAUACGCCGAGUUACUCGGGCAAGGCUACAAGAACGUGCAGAUGACUUCAGUCGUCCACGAUCCAUCUGCCUUGCUUCCCAACCGGGCACUCCCCACAGCUAUCGAUUCAGCCGAAGCGCUUCAAGAUUAUAGCUUGUUUCAUAUCGGGGACCCACCUACAGCGCUGCUUCUAACCGUUUCGGCCCGGGCAAAGAACCUCAAUAUCUAUUCAAUCGAUGCCGAUGGUUCCACGCUGCCAAGUGUAGCGCAAGGAAACGCAUCAGCGACUCUUCGACGUCGGUAUGGACUAGUCACGUCGUUGAGUACCGUAUCAGUAUUCGGCAUUCUCAUCAACACUUUGUCCGUCCGCAAUUAUAUGGAUAUUCUCGAGUACGUCAAGAAGCAAAUCGCUGCUGCAGGAAAGAAAAGUUACACUUUCGUUGUUGGCAAGAUCAAUGCUGCUAAAGUGGCAAACUUCAGUGAGAUCGGCGGCUGGGUGGUCAUUGGAUGCUGGGAGAGCAGUCUGAUUGAAAACCAGGAGUUCUGGAGACCUAUCAUCACGCCGUUUGAACUAGAUAUUGUGCUGAAGAGCGAUGAAGAACGGGUCUGGACUGGCCAGUGGUCCAGUGACUAUCAGACUUUGCUUAACAAGGCCCUUGAUAGCGAGCAAAAGUCCGAGCACCUCAACGGGACGGAAACCGCAUCCAAAUCGGCGCAGAACGGCUUCCAAGAAGACAUAUCUGACGAUGAGUCGGCACCUCCAGAAUUUGAUUUGCGGAGCGGCAGAUACGUGUCUCAUUCGCGGCCAAUGGCACCAUCGAAUGCAUCGACCCGCGCAGACAGGUCGCAAAACGCGCACCCUAAUAAAUCCAAGUCAACGUCGCUGGUCAAGCGAGCCAAUGGCGAUAUCGCUCAGAUUGGAGGAAUCGUGUCACCUGGAGCAGAAUUUCUUCGUGGGAGAGAGUGGCAAGGCCUGGGUAGUGACUUUAAUACUGAGCAGGAUGGGUUGCCGCUCAGUAGCGAGCUGCAAGGUGGAGAGAUGGAAGAGGGGAGAGGCGGUGUUGCACGUGGCUACUCUGAUGUCGUGACCACAUACCCUCCGAUUCUCGAAUCUCUCUUCGCGAACCUCCCGACGACCUCUAUUAUCGCCCUCUCCAAUACUUCGUCCUACCUCCGAGACUUUCUAAGGAAAUAUCCGCUAGCAUGGAGGUCCCUAUCGUUUCGUUUGCCGCAUCCUCUGGUCUCGGGAUCGGACAAUACGGACAAUACCCAGCGGCAGGCCAGGCAGUGUGCGUUCGAUGGUCUACUGACCAGAGUACUUGCGCCAGUCUCUACACGGCUCACGAGUCUCGACCUUUGCAAUACCGCCGUUUCUGGGGUCACAUUAGUUGCGAGGGUAUUGGAGCCUAGGCUCGAUACUUUGGAGCAUCUCUCCGUCCGAGGGUGCAAGAACGUUUCGAUCAAAUACCACAUCCUUCCUUUCCUCCAAAGCUAUAGCCCGAAGCACUCCCCGUGGGCACGACCGGGCGAAUUGAAACUCAAGAGUCUGUACACCUACCGCUGCCGACACCACCGCCGCCGCCCUUAUCUUCCAUCUUCUCUCAUUCGAAAAGACUCUGAUUCCGAACCGACCCACGAGCUGAUUGAGCUAUGUCACGAUCUGAACAUCUGGACGGAUUCCGCAUGGUGCACCACCCCAGGCCAACGAUGUUUCCGCCGAAAGAACUACUACACAUCUCAUGCCACCCCAGGCACCCAGGAGAUUUGGGUACCGUUCGAUCGCCUCUGGAGAUCGCAAAAUCGGAUCGGGCCCAGUGCGGAAAGCAAGCCCGGUAAGACUGAUAACUGGCGGUUGUGGGAAGAUAAAGAAAUCGGGUAUAAUGGGGAGCCGUUGGGAACCGUGGACGAGCCGCAUAAGGGCGAGAGUAAGCUAACUCCCUCGCAUCUUCGAACGAGCCAUAAGAUCUUUGUCGACAAUGUCCGAUGUGAUAAAUGCGGGGAUCAGAUCAACGAGCGGUGCGAACAAUGUAGUGUCCAGAUGCACUGCAUGGGAUGUCGAAGAACCCUUUGCGGGAGUUGCGCGUUCAAUCGACCGUUACCCCGGAAGCGCAAGAGAUCAAGACCUACCCUUCCGCACCUCGAUUCUUUCGGCAUGCCGUUCUUGCAGAGCAACAAGUACUGGUGGGCUCCUGAAACAGUGCGAUCACCAAAUCAUAUCAACGAAAAUGCGCCAUUGGACGACUCGGAUUCGGAUGACGAUGAUACCCAGUCAACGGGCGGUCUCUUUAACAGUCCUGUGAAACUGAGUAUGCAUUGGUGCUGUCUCGAACCGAUUUUCUCGGGCGGAGGUGGCAUCGUCUUUCUCGGGCCAGCCCUGGGUGGAGAUGGUGCGGAAAAGAUUAGGUCCGUCCCACUUCCAAAUGAAAGCCAAUACAAGGAUCCCGAUUUCUCUCCGAAGAAGCGAUGGUUCGCAAAGGAAGCUCUGCAAGACCAUGUUCUCUGGCGACCAGGUCUUGACGACGAAGUCGACAUUCUGCCUUUCUUGAAACAAGACAAACUCGAUCUACAGGCGACGACCAGUCCUCGAAGUUUAUGUCAGGAUUGCUUCGACUCAAAGCAAUGGCAGGUUAAGUGCAGAGCGUGUAUGAAACCCCUUUGCAAAGAACACGAUUUCCGCGUUCUCAAGAUCCGCAAGUGCGGUUUCCGAGACCUUCACACCGAACGAGAGUUUGUCCGCAACUACAGAAAACCGACCGUCCUUGAAAUCCCCCCGUACCAUACCAUAUCCCGACUCCGAGCCCGUGACAGUUCCCCCUCCUCAAAUAUGGGAAGCAUGGACGGCUCCGAAAUGGACACGGAUGUAGCCACCGACUCACGAGCACCGACGCUCAUGUCUUCGAGCCAAUUCGACGAGCCGAUCACAGCGUCACGGGAAACUAUCGAAGCACCGAAAGCUGGCAGCUCGGCGCUCAUCCCCAGGGGACGAAUGACCCCUUUACGGCCUCGAUCCAUGAGCCUGAGCGGCUUCGGUGGGGAAUCGCCAUAUCGGUCACGGCAGACGCAAUAUACAGGGUUGAACGAAGAUAACCCGCUCCCAUGUAGUCCUCGACACCCUGUACAGUGGGAAGGGUGCGGGUCGUACUUCUGCCAGCAGCAGCGGCCGAUGGGGGAUACAAGGGCAAGAUGCAUGGCUAUGGUGCGUGAAUGCACGGAAUGCAAAGUUCACGUUUGUCAGGAUUGCUCUAUGAAUAUACCCCGCUGCAGCUGCCAGUUCUGCAUGAUGAACUACUAUUGUCCCAACUGCACGCAGAAACCGGGCGUGCGGGCGCGAUGCCGCAAAGAGGCCGAGGAGGAGGAGAGGUGCUUGCUGGAAGCCCAAGCGCGAGCUAGAAAGACUAAUGAAGCGGAGGAGCGGAAGAAAGCCGAUGAGCUAGUCGAGGCGGUGGCUUGGCUGUUCACUUCGUUGGAGGAUAGCCAAGCACAGGGCGAAGAGCCCGGCCCAGCCCAGGAUGCCGGCUUGAACGGGCUAGAGGAUGGCGUGGUGGAGGUACUUGAUGAGAUGCAGGCCACGUACGGGGGUGCCCCGCAAUGA